GAUAUGAGCCUAUCAGGUGGAAGAUAUUUUGUGUGUUUUAAAUAUAUCUGAGAGAAGACAACAAGUUGGAAGCAGAAGCAGAAGCAGAAGCAUGAACGUGGAAGAAGAAGUUGGACGCCUAAAGGAAGAAAUCAAGAGGCUUGGCAAGCUCCAAUCAGAUGGUUCUUACAAGGUUACAUUUGGAACGCUAUUUCAUGAUGACCAAUGUGCAAAUAUAUUUGAAGCACUUGUUGGGACACUAAGAGCAGCUAAAAAACGAAAAGUAUUAACAUAUGAAGGUGAAUUGCUGCUGCAAGGAGUCCAUGACAAUGUGGAAAUCACUCUUAAUCCCACCCCUGCUGCUGCUGCUUCCAACUGAACACUAUGUACCAAAAACUAUAAAAGAAUAACCUUUAUAGGUGCUUGUUUUAUAAGUAUUGAUUGAAACUAUUUACUUCUAUUCAACGUCAUUUAAUAUGGUGUGAAAAUUAUAAUACUCCAAAAUCUUGUCAUCAAAGAAAAUUGUUACCCUCUCAAAAAAGAAAAUUGUGGUUAUAGAUUUCGUAACCAACAGUUUU
Molecule: messenger RNA, 557 nt
Organism: Medicago truncatula (barrel medic)
Lineage: Eukaryota; Viridiplantae; Streptophyta; Magnoliopsida; Fabales; Fabaceae
Product: costars family protein
Exons: 2
Coding region: 92-358 (88 amino acids)
Biological process (GO): regulation of actin filament-based process
Source: RefSeq, a predicted model, not a curated record